Ostrea edulis (European flat oyster) is the source of this 3485-nucleotide messenger RNA. RefSeq names its product short coiled-coil protein B-like. Bases 205 to 582 code for a protein of 125 amino acids. NCBI's taxonomy places the organism in Eukaryota, Metazoa, Mollusca, Bivalvia, Ostreida, Ostreidae. The transcript has 5 exons. The record is from RefSeq and is a predicted model, not a curated record. Gene Ontology annotation, cellular component: trans-Golgi network.
CAAUCAUGUGAUUAAGUAGUGGCAUUAAAAAAAAAAGUAUGGCGACCGGAAGAUAAGAUUACAGACUUAGAAAUGAAGUGUAAACACGUCCAUUGAAAGCAACUUGUUCCACCUGGCCUGGCUGUGACAGCUCAUUGUUUACACUCCCACUGUCCAGUAAAGCGGAGAUCGUCGAUUUUUGACAGUUCAUCAAACUGCAGUAACAUGACGGACAGAGGGGAAACUAUGUAUAGCAUUCCACUAUCAAGUGAUAGCGACAGUGGUGAACUGUCGCAUAAGAAUUUCCUCAACCAGACUGGACUAUCCAGUGAUGGAUUUAAUAUUUUAGAUCCAGAUGCCAAUCCAGAUGAGUUGGAAGAAAAGCAGAGACUGAUAAAUCAAGUUAUGGAACUUCAAAACACUCUAGAUGAUCUGUCAUCUAGAGUUGACUCAGUUAAAGAAGAAAAUCUGAAGCUAAAAUCUGAGAAUCAAGUCUUAGGACAGUACAUUGAAAACUUGAUGACUGCAAGCAGUGUUUUCCAGGCCACUGAUGCAAAGUCUAAGAAAAAGUAUGAAAUUAUCUGUUGUUUUGAUGACAUCUGAUUAGAAGUUAUGUUUUAAUGUGUAUAUCAAUGAAAACAAGAGCACAUACCUACAACAAGUGAAACUGUGUCAUAUUGAUAUAAACAGAAACUAUGUAAACCACACCGAGCAAUUUAUUUUCCUUCAGCGGAUGUUUUGAAUAUAGUGGAUUAUUAAAGGAUAAUUAAUAUUUAUAUGAUUUUACAACACUUUACAAUUCCACUCUUCACAAUAAAUUAAAGACUAGGCUUUUUGACAUCAUAGGCAGCUGCUUCUUCAAUAAAAAUGGAACUUAGGGAUAUAUUUUAUAUCUUGUGAUAAGUAAUUAAAAAAAUCAUUAUGUUGGAAUCCAUUCCGAUUCUAUGCACAAGUACAUGUACUCUGAAGUAAGUUGAUAUCGUAAAGAUGCUCAAAUUCCUCAUUGACAUUAUGUAGGUAGUCCUAAAAAUCAGUCUUCCAACACUGUUGGUAUUCCCAUGUCCACAUAUUGUGCUCCUUCAUUAGCUGACCUGUUUUUGUAUUCUUUUGUGGCAAAUUUAUAUAAAUCCUUCUAUGUGAGAAGAAGCACUCUUGCUGUGGCAUUCAACUCAACAUUUCAAAUACUGUACCAUAUUUUACCGAAUAUAAUAUGCAUUGGUAUUUAAUACUGAGCUGAAAGCGCAAGUGAGCUUUUCUGAUCACCGGUUGUCCAUCGUCGGUCCAUUUGUCUGUAAACUUUUCAGACUUAUUCUCCAGAAACACUGGGCCAAUUUCAACCAAACUUAGUACAACUCAUCCUUGGGUGAAGGAGAUUAAAGUUUUAUUCAAAUGAAAGACCGUGCCCCUUUCAAAGGGGAGAUAAUAGCAAAAAUGGGAUGGCGUCAUUUAAGAAUCUUCUCAAGAACCACUGGUCCACACUUAUUAUGACAUUUCUGUUUGUAUUUUUUCAAAAAAGGUUGUUAACGCAAAACAAUACUUACACAUACGUUUAGGAAAUAUAUUGUCAGUGUUGUUUACUAUUCUUGUUAAUUGAAUUUGAAGUUUGAUUGCAUUUAUUUUAUCGUACACUCCUUUAUUUGUGUAAAGCAACAAGUAAAUGACAAUUGCAAUAGACUGUACAUGUAUGUAAACUUUUGUUGACAUUUAUCUCUCGACAUGUUCUUGCAUGACUUAAUAAUCCAUCAAGAUAAAUUAUCAUAUAUAAAUUAAUGUGUAUAUUUCUUGUAUAAAAAUAUUUCUUCUCGAAAAUAUAUAUGCUUAAUUUCUCUUAAAGACAAUACAAACGCAAGUAUAUCGAUUGCUGCUUUCUUAUACAACUGUAUACAUGUAGAACAAAUCAGUUUUAUAACGAACUCGUUAUAUUUGAAUUAUGAAUUUGCUAUAAACGUAUAGCGAAUUACGCUUAUAGCGAAUGUUUUUGGAGGGUCCCCAGAAAUUCGCUAUAUCAGAGUUUUACUGUAUAGGGAAAAUCUUUAAAAGUCUUCUUCUCAACAACCACUGAGUCAUAAGAGUAGAGAUUUACUUGGAAGCUUCCUGGUAUAAAAUAGGUUCAAGUUUGUUCAGAUCAUGGCCCCCCAAGGGGAUCAAAGUUUUACAUACAAAUAUAUAGGGAAAGUCUUUAAAAAUCUUCUUAAGAACCACUGGACCAGAAAAGUUUAUAUUUACAUGAAAGCUUCCUGACAUAGUGCAGAUUCAAGUUUAUUAAAACCAUGGUCUCCAGGGGUAGGUUCGGGCCACAAUAAGGAUCAAAGUUUUACGUGCAAAUAUGUAGAGAAAAUCUAUAACUAUGGGCCAAGGUGAGUCAGGUUAGCGAUGUGGCCCAUGGGCCUCUUGUUUUAGGCAACCUUAUGUAUAUAUUGGGCAAAUUUGAGAAAUAUAGUGAACAUUAAUAUGAAAGAAAUAUCGUUAAAGUUUAUUUUGUUAGAAUUGCAAAUAGCAAAUACCCCAAUAUACAUGUAUAAGGUAUAUUGCUCUCAUAUGGAAUACUAUAUAGUGUACCUCAACUUAGUCAAUAACUAGACUAGUUGGGCUCCUCUCUAAAUUGAAUUAAAGGAACUUUGUAUGUUUCAUAAACUAUGUGGACUCCAAUACUGGGUCAUGGGCACAAAUGUUUUCGAUUAUGCAUCCUGUACAAUCGCAUUGAGUGUGCUUGCAUUGGGUAGGCUUGGGUAAAAUAUGCUUCGUCGAAUCUGCAGAUACUAGUUAUUGUAACAAACACUCCUUCAAUACCUGGACGAUUAAAUAAUGAUAAAAUACUGUUACCCAACUUUGUUUUAUUGUGCUGUUUCAAUUUUGUCUCACAGUUUACAGGUACCUGUUCAAUAAGUGUUAAUUUAGGGACGGGAUUUAUCAUUUGUAAUAAAAUCAUGCAUUUCAAGGUAUAUGCAAGUUUAAUAUAGAAACUUCUAUUAUCUGUAUGUUUUUGAAAAAUUUCAUGAAUUUGUGCUAGUGUUUUGUAUGUUAUGAUAUGGAAUAGUAAUUAGUAUGGUAGGAUUUUACAAAGUAUUUGAUAUUAUUAUUUCAGAUCUGGGAAGAAGAAACCAGGGAAAUAGAAGCACAAUAGACAACAGUUGACACAGUGAAAUAUACAAUGAAUAGGUCAUUAAAAGACUAUCAUAUUGAGAGUUUGCAAGAUCAGUCAAAGGAAACUGUUCAAAACAAUCACAAUUAAAAAUCCUACAAAUGUGUACCUGUACAUCUUACCAUUAUUUGUGUUUUGUUCAUUUAGUUUGAGUAAAGUCUUCCCUGUCAUGAAAUCCAUUAGAGCUACAAACUUGGUUGUCUUGCAUUAUACAUUAUUUAAUUUUGUUUUGCUUUUGCAAUAACCUUUUGUUUAUAGAUUUUUUUUUAAUUUUGAAAUUGUUACACUGCCUUAAUGUUGAUAUGAUAUUAUAUAUGAAAAAUAUGCUUUGUGUUGUUAUGUAAAAUAAAAUUAUAUAAUAGAU